AUGAUAAAGACCAUACUUCGGCGAAUCCAUAAAUUUCCUCCUAAUCGCUAUUUAGAUGAAUAUGGGGAUUUUUUCGAUAGAGACCAAGAGCUGCUACAUAGGAGAUUCCAAAAAAUAAGGUCAGACCGUAUAUCUAUUGAUUUCGAUAACGUACCAGAGCUUUUCGCGACAACUCGAAAAAAUGAGAACACAAUCAGGGAUUUAUGAAGGCAUAGAAAAGUAGCUGGGGUCAUUUUGGGACUAAAAAAAUCAUUAGGUGUAGACUAUUUUUUUUCUUAUAAAAAUAACUGUAAAUUGCCUGUCAUUUUGGCAAAGGACGAAUUUCCAGAAAUAAAUCUCGUUCACCCACUAGAAGAUGCCUAUAGGCUCAUGCGUGACAAAAAUGAUUAUGGAUUUGUCGACCCUUAUGAUAUCAAUAUUGAUGAUGACGAAGAUCAAGUCCGAGUCUUCUGCAAAGAUGUAGACACUCACUUAAUCUAUCAGAACUGGCCAAUGUGGUGCACCUUUCAGCGCUUUAUUCCUGGCAGACCUAACAGGAUGCUUAUGAAAGUUGCUAUCAACGAUUGGGAAAACUCUGAACCUAAAAUUCGUGGAGGCCGCUUAAUCGUUAAGGAUGAUUUUGUAUGGGUUGACGUUUAUAUUCCUGAAUACCCACGAGUUCUCCUUGCCGAUCUUUCAGAGACCACCCCAAUGGAUAAGUAUACAGUCGCUGAUUUAGAAAAAUGCUUACCUGAUGGAAUUGAGAUAGCUCCUGUGUACAAAGACAAAAGAAAACAAAUCAUUUACAAGUUUGCUUUAGGCUAUAGAACCAUCAUGUACGAUUCUUGGCUUCAUAACGAAUUUGACGUAACCAGAGCUGUAGAUAUUGACAGGACAGCUUUUGGUCUACCAAUCCGUGCUCCUAAGACAGAAAAAGCUGUUGACCCGCUUCCUCCAGAAAAACAAUACUUGCCUAAAUCAGAAGAAGAAAGGAUCAGAAAAGUCGCUCAGCUUUUAGGAAAAAGCUUUGAUGAAGUUAAAAGAGACAUCAUUGUAGGACGACAAAACAGAGAAAAGGAUAAAAAAGUGGUCGAAGAAAGGAUCGCUAAGCAGCGCAAAGAGUAUGAGAAAUACCAAAAAGCCAUGGAAGUCAGUGAUGCACAAACUUCAUCAGCCACUGAGAAGCCUGCUGGUAAGAAAAAAUAA
Blepharisma stoltei is the source of this 1185-nucleotide messenger RNA. The record is from the annotation of a GenBank genome assembly. NCBI's taxonomy places the organism in Eukaryota, Ciliophora, Heterotrichea, Heterotrichida, Blepharismidae.